Molecule: messenger RNA, 4480 nt
Organism: Gracilinanus agilis (Agile Gracile Mouse Opossum)
Lineage: Eukaryota; Metazoa; Chordata; Mammalia; Didelphimorphia; Didelphidae
Gene: TECPR2
Product: tectonin beta-propeller repeat containing 2
Exons: 19
Coding region: 45-4298 (1417 amino acids)
Molecular function (GO): protein binding
Source: RefSeq, a predicted model, not a curated record
GUAAACAUUUUCUUGCCUAAAUAUCAUUGUCAUUAAUCUUUACUAUGGCCUCUGGGACUGAAUCAGUUAUGUUCAAAGAAUUUUGCCCCUUAUACUAUCUCCUCAAUGCCAUUCCAACCAAGAUCCAAAAGGGCUUUCGCUCUAUUGUGGUUUAUCUCACAGCACUUGACACCAACGAGGACUAUAUUGCAGUGGGCAGUAGCAUUGGAAUGCUCUAUCUUUACUGCAGACAGUUAAAUCAGAUGAAAAAAUACAAUUUCGAGGGGAAAACUGAAUCUAUAACAGUUGUUAAACUCUUAAGCUGUUUUGAUGAUCUUGUGGCAGUUGGCACAGCCUCAGGGAGGGUUGCAGUCUUUCAACUUGUGUCUUCAUUGCCUGGUAGAAAUAAACAGCUUCGGAGAUUUGAUGUAGCUGGUAUUCAUAAAAAUAGCAUUACUGCUUUGGCUUGGAGUCCCAAUGGCAUGAAAUUAUUCUCUGGAGAUGAUAAAGGAAAAAUUGUCUUUUCUUCUUUGGAUCUUGACCAGGGAAUCUGCAACUCCAGCUUGGUUUUGGAAGAACCAUCUUCAAUUGUGCAACUAGAUUAUAGUCAGAAAGUUCUUCUGGUUUCCACCUUACAAAGAAGUCUUCUUUUUUACACUGAAGAGAAAUCAGUCAAGCAAGUUGGAACCCAACCAAGAAAAAACACAGGGAAAUUUGGAGCAUGUUUUAUACCCGGGUUGUGUAAGCAAAGUGACCUCACAUUAUAUGCUUCAAGGCCUGGACUACGAUUAUGGAAGUCUGAUGUCCAUGGAACAGUUCAGGCUACAUUUAUCUUAAAAGAUGUAUUUGCUGGAGGAGUAAAACCCUUUGAACUGUAUCCUCGACUUGAACCAGCUGACAAAGGAAGUUGUACCUUCUCAGAGAAACACCUAGGGCUUGUGUCAUGCUUCUUCCAGGAUGGCUGGGUACUGAGCUGGAAUGAAUACAGUAUCUACUUAUUAGAUACUAUAAAUCAGGCUACCAUUGCUGGUUUGGAAGGUUCAGGAGAUAUUGUAUCUGUAUCCUGUACAGAAAAUGAAAUAUUCCUCUUAAAGGGGGAUAGGAACAUUAUAAGAAUUUCGAGCCGACCUGAAGGACUAGGAUCAUUAGGUAGAGAUGGCAUAGAAACCUUUGGAUGUCCUGAGAAAAUCCACCUGCAAAGUUUGGAUAAGUUAGGGACCUUUAGUAAUGAAACCAGAAACAGAGGCUCUUCUAUUACCAGUGAAUCAAGAAGUCGGAGUAGUUCUGUGAACUCUAUAGACAGCAGUUCCAGUUUCCUGACAUCUGGAGACCAAGGAUCCUCUGAAAUAUUGAAAGAAGGCCAGCCUUCUCACAGGUUCAGUGUAAUUAGCUGUGAAGAUUUUGACCAAGAGCUGAUUGUGAAACCCAUUAAAGUGAAAAAGAAAAAGAAAAAGCAAGAAAGUGGGUCCAGGAAAACACCUAACUCCCUUGAAGGAACUCCAUGUUAUGAGCAUCAGUUUUCAGAUGAAAGUCCUCACUCAACAACUGCAGACCAAUGUUCCAUGACCUCGAGUUUUCUGGGCAGCAGUCUAGAUCAGAUGAGUACAAAUUCUCCUGAUCAGCAGAGCAUUUUCAGUGGGGAAUUGCAUGUUACUUUACAGGAGAAUAAUGACUCCGAAACCUUUAGUGUUCUUGAAGUGCCAGAAUCUACUCCAGACUUAUUAGAUGAAGAAAAUGAAAGUAAAAAUGAAAUGUUAAAAUGCAACUAUGAAAGUGGAAUGGGCACAGAUAAUUUAGUAUCUAAUAUCCAUGUACUACUGACUGAAAAUGCAGAAAUUGAUAAUGUACCAGAACUCAAACCCAGACAUUUUCUUGCAAAUGAUGAACAAAAUAGUCAAGAAUCUCCCAAUGAAGAACAAGAUGACUUUACUGAAUUACAAAAAGCAGAUGAAACAAGACAUGAACUAAUAAUUCAAGAUACUGAAAGCACUUCUGAAAAAAAUUUCACAGAUACACAAACAGUGCCUUUAAGUCCCAGUACCCUUCCAAGUUCCGAGAAGUUUCUGCCUGGGAAAAGAAAUGAUGAAAACUGGAUGGAGAUGCCGGGGACUCCAGAAUGUCUUUCCAUGAAUAAGGUCCCAGAAAACUUCAGUUCAGAUUCUUGCCAUGGUCCCAUAAAAGAUAAUGUUCUUGAUCAGCAGAAAAAAAUUAAAGUUUCUAAAUUUGACUUGAGGAAAUCUGGAGCAGAACCAACUCCUCAAGUGUCUGCUUCAGCAUCCAUUAAACAUCAGGUGAAGAUCGAACAGUCCCUACAAGAGCAAGUGUUAACAUCCAGUGAUGAAGAGGACAUUUAUGCUCGGGGGCUGCCUUAUUCAUCAUCUGAAGCUAGUGUAGCUGAACUUGGUGUUAGUCUUUCUCUCCAGGAUAUGACCAAGGCAAAUCUUGAGGAAACAAUAUUGUUAAAAUCAGAUCAGUUUGCAGAAAGCUGGAUGGGAUACUCUGGCCCUGGCUAUGGAAUCCUAAGCCUUGUUGUUUCAGAGAAGUAUGUCUGGUGCUUGGACUACAAAGGUGGACUGUAUUGUAGCGGUCUCCCAAGUGCUGGAAUACGAUGGCAGAAAUUUGAAGAUGCAGUCCAGCAGGUGGCAGUCUCUCCUUCAGGUGCACUUCUCUGGAAGAUUGAACAGAAAUCUAAUAAGGCAUUUGCCUGUGGGAAAGUAACUAUCAAAGGAAAGCGUCAUUGGUAUGAGGCACUUCCACAAGCUGUAUUUGUAGCUUUAAGUGAUGACACAGCUUGGAUUAUUAGGACCAAUGGAGAUUUGUACUUGCAAACAGGUUUGAGCGUGGAUCGUCCUUGUGCCAGAGCUGUAAAGAUUGACUGCCCAUAUCCUCUGUCUCAGAUCACAUCCCGAAACAAUGUGGUGUGGGCAUUAACUGAACAAAGGGCACUUCUGUUUCGAGAGGGAGUGAGCAGCUUUUGUCCCGAAGGGGAACAGUGGAAAUGUGACAUAAUAAGUGAAAAGCAAGCUUUGGAACCUGUGUGUAUAACUCUUGGAGAUCAACAAACCAUAUGGGCUUUGGACAUCCAUGGAAAUCUCUGGUUCAGAACUGGUGUUGUUUCCAAGAAACCUCAAGGAGAUGAUGACCAUUGGUGGCAAGUUAGCAUCACAGAUUAUGUGGUGUUUGACCAGUGCAGCUUGUUUCAGACAAUAAUUCAUGCCACACACACAGUAGCAACAGCUGCACAAGCUCCUGUGGAGAAAGUGGCAGACAAACUUCGAAUGGCAUUCUGGUCACAGCAGCUUCAGUGUCAGCCAAGCCUGCUUGGUGUCAACAAUAGUGGUGUUUGGAUCUCAUCAGGCAAGAAUGAAUUCCAUGUAGCAAAAGGAAGUCUAGUAGGGACGUACUGGAAUAAUGUUGUUCCACGAGGUACUGCUUCAGCAACAAAAUGGAUAUUUGUGUUGGCUUCUGCUGCACCUACUAAAGAAGGAAGCUUUUUGUGGCUGUGUCAGAGUGCCAAGGAUCUGUUUUGUGUGAGUGACCAGAAUCCACAGUUCCGUCCUUCUACAGUUCAGCUUCCUCCUGACACUGAAAUGAUAGCAUACUCUGCCUGCCAGGAUGCCAUAUGGGGCUUAGAUAGCUUUGGGCAAGUGUUUAUCAGAACAUUGUCCAAAAGCUGUCCAACAGGAAUGCAUUGGAUGAGGCUGGACCUUUCUCAGCUAGGUGCUAUAAAAUUAGUCAGUUUGUCAUGUGGAAACCAACACAUCUGGGCCUGUGAUUCCAGGGGUGGAGUUUAUUUCCGAGUAGGAACCCAGCCUCUAAAUCCCAGUUUGAUGCUUCCAGCAUGGAUAACAAUUGAGCCACCUGCCCAGCCUGUGGGAAUCAACUUAGUUAGUGUCCAUUCCAGUCCUAAUGACCAGAUGUUAUGGGCAAUUGACAACAAGUGGAAUGUCUAUGUCCGCCUUGGAAUCACUGAGGAGAUGCCUGUAGGAACCGACUGGGAACAUGUGCCAGGAUUGCAGGCCUCCCAUCUGGCUGUAAGUACAAGGACAGUUUGGGCACACUGUGCAAAUGGUGAUGUGGCCCGACGAUAUGGCAUCACUGACAAGAAUCCUGCAGGAGACUAUUGGAAGAAAAUUCCUGGGAAUAUGUCAUGUUUGACAGUGACUCCUUUAGAUGAACUAUGGGCUAUUGGCCCUUUAGGGUAUCUUCUCCAGCGUCUUACAAAGACCUUCAACCAUUCUCACAUCUUGCAGAAAACGGGCAACACUUCAGUCUUACUUCAUCCUGAUGACUUUGAAGAUGAAUGGGAAGUCAUCUGAAAGGACUCUUAUGAAGGACUUCUCGGGAAUUCCUUUAAUUGGCACAAUUGGUUUCAAUCAGUUCCCUUUUGUCACAUGCCCCAUUGACAUCUGACCGUCCAUCCCAAAUGAGUCCACAUGUUUCAGUAUUUCUUUGGGAGCCAACAACUGUGGCAAACUGAAAUUAAACUCUUAAUUGUAGC